Messenger RNA from Oncorhynchus mykiss (rainbow trout), 5888 nucleotides. Its product is annotated as cell surface hyaluronidase. The record is from RefSeq and is a predicted model, not a curated record. Lineage: Eukaryota; Metazoa; Chordata; Actinopteri; Salmoniformes; Salmonidae.
GCUUCAGCGCCGGAAAUCCACAAGAAGAACGAGAAGGAGACUCAGACUCCCUGGCCUGUGCCCUGUCUUCCGUUCGUGCGUCAGCAGGUGGCGGCACUGUUAGUCAACUCAAGCUCCUCCCAUGUGCUCGUGCGCUCCUUCCUCCUCACUUCCUCUCUCCAAACCGCGCCUGUGAAUGGGGCUGGCGGUCUACAGCCCCGAAAGAAAACACCAUGUAAAAGUAUAAAAAGUACACAGAACGCAAACUAUUGAUUUCUCAUUAUUAGUUCCGUCAGUCCACGCGUCGGGGACAACGCUUGCAUUUUGGAAGAGAGCGUGAGUGAGGGCACAGAUUAAUCCCGUGCAAGGUAGCAGACAGAUACCAUGCAGAUAAGUGAUGGCUCCAGUUACUUCCCGGUCUUUGUGGCCCCGCCCAACGUUACCCACCGGUCGCCAGGAUUCGUCCCCGGCAGGGUCGUACCUGUCCACUCCCCGCCUCCAACUAAGGCCCCACCCCCUCCCCCCCUGAAGCCCAUUGGCCCACCUCCUGAGCGCCGGGCGACCUUUAGCCUAUCAGAGAAUGGCCACCGCCUAGAGCGUGGUCAGAGGAAGAGGAAUACUUUAAUAUGCUUCGGUAUCUCAAUGGGGGCCUUCUUCUUCUCGAUCAUCCUCAUCCACAGCCUCACCAGUGGAGACGUGUUGGAUGGGAACUGUCCAGACCACAGCACCUCCCUGAGCAGCUGGAACCCUGGUCACAACCCAGAGAAGGCCAUGGUCGUUCGGAGGGGAGAUCUGUUUCGAUUGGACUCUUCUGCCACCUUAUACUCCCUAACCAUCCAAUCAGGAGGCCGAGUGGUCUUUGCAGACAAUGCUGAGGGCUCCAAAAACAUCACUCUCAGAACGCGCCAUGUGCUGAUUGAAGACGGGGGUGCGCUGCACAUCGGUGCCCCCAAAUGCCGCUACCGCUCCAAGGCCACAAUCGCCCUGCUGGGCCGUUCAGAUGAAAAGGCAGUCGCGGAAGUACCGGAAUUGGGCCGGAAGUUCAUCGGGGUGCGUAGUGGUGCAACCCUGGAGAUUCAUGGGACAGAAAGGCUGUCGUGGACCCUCCUGACCCGCAGCGUCUCCUCCUCAGGUCUAGCCAUGGGGGGCUAUGCCUUCCAGCGCAAUUUUAGCCGUGGCAUCAACCUGCGUGUGGUGGACCAGGACACGGCCAGUGUGCUGUUCAGCGAGCGCUACGACACGCACGAGUCACGCAACGACAGCCAGCGGCUCACGCAGCUGCUCCGGUCGCUGCCUGCGAGGCGCAUCGUCACGCUGGCCGUGGGAGACUCGGCUGUCAAGAGCCUGCUGGACGAGACCAAGAGAACCAUCCAGAGCCUGCUUGGUAGUACAUACGUCCAGGACCUCAAAUACAGGCAGGCCUGGGCCUUGGUAUCUGUGAUUGGUGGAGGGAACGGCUCGUGUUCAGAAGCCGUGCGGGAACAUGAGAACCAUGACACAGGAGGGAAGGCGCUGGCCCACCAGAACUUCACCACUGUGGACGGGGUCGGCUUCUCUGUCACAGCCUACAGCGAAUGGAAGAACGGUUUUCCCAUAUCUGGCUUCCAGGUUGAUGCUUUGGACCAGGUUGUCCUGAACCUGCAAGAUGAUGUACGCACUUGGCAACCUGGGAACCAGGUUGUGGUUGCCAGUACUGACUACUCCAUGCAUCAGGCAGAGGAGUUCACCCUUCUCCCAUGCCCGAGCUGCACCAGCAGACAGGUCAGAGUUCAAGGGAGACCCCAGUUUGGCCAUGUGGGGGAGAUUGUGGACGGGGUGGACAUGCGGGCAGAGGUAGCAAUGCUCAGCAGGAACAUACUCAUCUAUGGGGAGAUGGAAAACGCCUGCUAUGGAAACAACUGGUGCCAGUUCUUUGGCCACGACACGUACGGCGGACACAUUAAGAUAUUUGGGAAUUUUACCUCGGUGCACCUGUCCCACGUGGAGUUGAGGAACAUGGGGCAGCAGAAGAAGGGUCGCUACCCAGUCCACUUCCACCGCUGUGGGGACGUGGACCGACGAGGGGGCUACCGGGAACCAACCUACGUGGACGGCCUAUCCAUCCACCACUCCUUCUCCCGCUGCAUUACCAUCCACGCCACCAACGGCCUGCUGGUGAAGGACACUGUAGGCUAUGACACCCUGGGUCACUGUUUCUUCCUGGAGGACGGGAUAGAGCAGCGGAACACGUUCUUCCACAACCUGGGUUUGGUGACCCGACCGGGAACGCUCCUGCCCACCGAUCGCAAUGAGACCAUGUGCACCAGCAUCCGAGACAAAGUGUACAAGAACUACACACCUUCACCGAGCAUGGAGUGCAAGGCAGUGUCUACGUUUUGGAUCGCCAACCCCAAUAAUAACCUCAUAAGCAACGCUGCUGCUGGCUCCCAGGAUGCUGGGAUAUGGUAUGUGUUCCACAGCUCAUCCACAGGGGACUCUCAUGGGCUGGUUCCAGAGACCCGGGCAGAGCUGACCCCUCUGGGGAUCUUCUACAACAACCGUGUGCACUCCAACUUUAAGGCUGGGCUCUUCAUUGAUAAAGGUGUAAAGACCACCAAUGCAAGUGCUGCAGACCCCCGGGAGUACCUAUGUCUGGACAACAAUGCCAGGUUCCGUCCACAUGAGAAUGCAGACCCAAACCGGCCGCGGGUGGUUGCUCUCAUCGACACACUCAUCGCCUUCAAGAACAAUGACCUCGGGGCCUGGAUACGUGGCGGUGACAUCACCAUUCAGAACUCUGGAUUUGCAGACAAUGGGGUGGGACUCUCCUUUGCGAGUGACGGUAGCUACCCUAAGGAUGAGGGCUCCAGUCAGGAGGUGACCCAGUCUCUGUUUGUGGGAGAAAGCCGCAACCGCGGCUCCAACGGAGGCCAGAACAAGUACUGGGGCCAGGGAGGAGCAGAUGGCAAGAUGAGGACACUACCCAGGAACAGGACAUUCCCGAUCCGUGGCUUCCAGAUCUACGAUGGUCCUGUUCGGCUCACCCAGAGCACUUUCCGAAAUUAUGUCCCGACGACGGAGCGCUUCGCCAGCGCAGUGGGCUUCAACUUGAAGAACACCUGGCAGCUCACGCCCCGCAACAACCUGUCCAAGCUCAGCUUCCGGCCCACUGUGGGUCUGAGAGUGUUCUUCGGGCAUCCGGGCCAGUGGUUCGAGGAGAAUGAUCUGGACGGGGAUAAGAACUCCAUCUUCCAUGACGUGGACGGCUCUGUGACGGGCUACAGGGACGUGUAUGUGGGCAGAGCAGACAACUACCUGAUCCGUCACCCCGACUGUGUCAACAUCACCCAGUGGAAUGGGUUGGUCUGCAGUGGCACCUACUCUCAGGUGUAUAUCCAGACCCAGGGAGCUCCCAGCCUCAGUCUGUCCAUCAGUAGAGAUGAGUACCCUGAGGCUCCCCUGGUGCUGAGAGGUAUCAACAGCCAGCGGGCGCUGUCCCAGCAGUACCAGCCUAUCCUCAUGAUGAGCAAGAGCUACACCCUGCACUGGGACGGCCCGGCUCCCAGAGAGAUUGUCCUCUCCCUCAUCAACUUCAACCAAGGUGACUGGGUGCUGGUGGGCCUCUGCUACCCGCCUGAUACCACCUUCCAGGUUAUGGCUGACAUCAACGACCGCCAGAGCAACACCUUCAAUGACAUCACCGACUACGGGCCCUUGUACUCCCUCGCCGAGCUGGAGAAGAAGCCGCUGGAGAGGAAGUACUUCUUUGACCACAGUGUGGGAUUGCUGUGGCUAUAUUUGCAGGCGAGGCAGAGACGUGACGGCCACAGCUACUGCUCGGUUAAGGGCUGCGAGAGGGUGAAAGUGAUGGCCACCACGUCGUCCCCCAAACUGACCUGUAACUGCACGGCCAAGGCCUACCCCAAAUACACCAAGGCCCCCUCGGCAGUGGUCCCCAUGCCCACCCUCAGCACCCAACCUUGCAGGGACUGUGGAGCCUCCCAGCUGGUGUUUUCCAGUGACCCGUGGAACGCCUACCUCCAAACUCAGAUCAAGUCUCUCAGCAGCAAGGAGCAGCAUAGUGGAGACACACAGUCCUUCAUCACUGUGAACAGUGAGACGUUUUCCUUCACACAGCCAGGCUUCUUCCUGGUCUCUGUGGACGCCUGCUCUGGAAAAGUCACAAAGAAGUCAUCUUUCUCCAAAAUGGACUCUAAAAUGGAGCAGUAUUUUAAAACUGGAAUACCAAAGAGGUCAAUAGUGCUUCUGGGAACGCGAGGGCAACCUGAUGGCUUAGCCGGUGUUGCACCGUAUCUGGUCCCCCUGGGCAUGGCCAAGGCAGCAGAUCUGCAGAGUAAAGAGAGCCUGGUGUUUUGGGGGUUCCAGGGUGGCUCUUCCCCCCCUCCGUGGGCCUCUAUCCUAGCUGGGCAGGGUGAGGAGGGGCUGGGGCUGCAGGAGCGCUACCUUCCCCUGGGCCUGGAGGCCUACGGCUGCACACAGACCAGCACUCGCAGAGACAUGGAGCUACUUAGGACCGCCACAGGACCAUAGUGACCAAUGAGAACACAACUUACCCAAAACACAAUCAACCAGCGAAUGAAUGUGAACUUCUAUUAUUUAUUAUUUUACUGGCAAAGAUGUUUACUAAUUUGUGUGUGUGUGCGCGCGCACAUGCCUGCCUGGGUGUGGUGUAGUGGGAUGUGUGUGUGUGGGGCAUGGGGAGGGUCUGUAGAUGCAUGAAAAUAUGCACUUUCCUAGUCACAUGAUUUGCAAUAUCAGCCAGUCAUCUCACUGAGCCAUGAAUUCAUAUUCAGCCUUCAAUGAAAACAACCAAAAAGAUGCUGCACAUCUGCCAUAUUUCAACAAAUUAGACUGGAAACAGGAAAUCAAUGGGGGGUGGAAAGCAGAUGAACAAAGUAACCACAUCAAACUGGUGUGGUCUAUCACUCCUAUCCAGUUCCCCCUGGUGGGUUUCUGUCUCAGGCCAGUCUUUGACCGGUCUGCUGCUCACCACAUCCAUAGACCAAACGCAUCAUUAAGAAGAGGACUGACAAAGCAAACCAAAGGAAAAACGCUCAUUAUUCCACCUUUGUCCCCCCCCGUCUGUUUCCUUGCACGCCCCUGGGGGAGAGUUUUGUUCAGCUACUAGAUCUGUUGAAAUGGGAUUUUACUAAACGAAUCAUCUAAGUGUAUUAGAAUGAAAAUAUUUUCUAUGGGAUUACAUUGAGACUGUUGCAUUUUCAACAACCGUUUUUUUUUACCCCAAGGAUGUGUCCUUUUUUGUAAGAUAUUUAUUUGAUCUCUAGACAGUGACACUUUCCCCAGGGCUGGCUACGCGUGUAGCGGAGAUGGGUUGUUUCUCUUCUUUUUCUUCUCAUUAUCUCACCAUUGAAACGGUGUUUCCAACUCAUUUACCUUUUAGUAUGGUUAUGUGCACUCCCCUGUGUAUUUAUUUGGACUGUGAUGGUAAAAUGUUUCAUUUGGCUUUAUACUCCAUUUUGGAUUUGAGAUCAAAUGUGUUAUGAGGCGACAGUACAGAAUGUCACCUUUUAUCUGUUAUGAGGUUUAGAAAUGUAUGCUCUUUAUGUACAAUAUCUAGUCCCCCCCCCCCCAUUUGAAGGUGGAUAAGUAUUUGGACAAAUUCACUUGUAGUGUAUUAAAUUUAGUCGAUAACGUUUAGUAUUUGGUCUCAUUCCAACAGUAGCACGCAAUGACUACAUCAAGCUUGUGACUACACACUUGUUGGAUGCAUUUGCAAUUUGUUUUGGUUGUGUUUUGGAUUAUGUUGUGCCCAGUAGAAACGAAUGGUAAGUAAUGUGUUGUCAUUUUGGAGUCACUUUUAUUCUAAAUUAGAGGUCGACCGAUUAUGAUUUUUCAACGCCGAUACCGAUUAUUGGAGGACCAAAAAAAACCGCUACCGAUUAAUCGGA